AUGGCAGACGAUGGUGCAGAUCCUUUUCGUUCAGAGGCAACAUUCUCUUAUACCGUGGAGAAUAUUGUUCAAUUGAAACGACAACAAUUAUCGCCACCCUUUUUCGUACGUAUGCUGCCUUGGAAGAUUAAGGUUAUCCCAAAAGAACGUACCUUAGGCUUUUUCCUGGAGUGUAAUGGCGAUGAUGAUUCGCCCACGUGGUAUUGUAAUGCCAUUGCAGAGUUACGUAUAAAAAGCCAUAAAGCAGGGACUAAACCCUUCAUUCGUAUACCUAUUAAGCAUCUAUUCUGUUCUGAGGAAAAUGAUUAUGGUUAUUGCAAUUAUAUCUCGUGGCGAGAAUUGCAAAAUCCGGGAAACUAUUUCCUUUGCAAUGGAGCUAUUACAUUGGAAGUAUAUGUACGAGCCGAUGAACCACGUGGUGUGCAGUGGAAUUCAAAGCAACGAACAGAUUAUGUGGGCCUAAAAGGGCAAGGGUCUAUUUGUUGUAUGAACUCUUUCUUACAAAGUAUUUAUUUUAUUAACGAACUGCGCAGAAUUGUCUAUAAAAUCCCGACCGAAGCAGAUAAUGCCACCGAUUCGGUAGGACUUGCUCUUCAAUACAUCUUUUAUGAACUUCAGUUUAGCGAUAAUUCGGUUGGUACUGAAAAAUUAACUGAAUCGUUUGGCUUGAAAAUGCUUCAUUUCUUUACGCAAUAUGAUGUGCAGAAGUUUUCGCGUACUCUGUUCGACGAGCUUGAAUCUAAAAUAAAAGGAACUAAUUUGGAAGGCACAGUUACAGCUCUAUUUAAAGGGAAAAUGUUUUCAUAUACAAAAUGCAAAAAUGUUGAUUACAGUAGCACGCGUUACGAAACUUUUUAUGAUAUACAACUAAACGUCAAGGGUAAAAAGGAUAUUAUGGAAUCAUUUCAAGAUUACAUCGCACCCAUAAAUCUACAUGGUGAUAAUAAAUACGAUUCUGGUUAUUACGGUUUGCAGGAAGCAAAUAAAUGCGUAAAUUUUAUUUCAUUCCCGUCAGUGUUGCAUUUGCAUUUAAUGCGUUUUCAAUACGACCCGGUGACUAAUAGAUCCAUCAAAUAUAACGACCGUUUUCAAUUCUAUGAGCAAAUCAAUCUUGAUCAAUUCAUGGAGAAGGAAGAUAAUACCAAAGCCACGUACGCUUUACACGCUGUACUUGCUCAUUCUGAUGACAAUCACGGUGGUCAUUAUGUGGUCUUUAUCAAUCCCAAAUGUGAUGGUAAGUGGUAUAAAUUUGAUGACGAUGUGGUCUGCAGCUGCAAAAAACUUGAGGCAAUAGAAUUAAAUUAUGGUGGUAUAGAUGAUGAGAUAUCGGUCCAGGCCGAUCGUAAGAAUGCCUGCAUGUUAGUUUAUGUACGUAAAUCAGAGAUAAAUCGAAUCUUGAGUGAUAUAUCUGACCAUGAAAUACCAAGGGAUCUGAUCGAGCGUCUCGAUUUAGAGAAACAAAUUGAAACGGCUCACCGUAAAGUAUGGAGCGAGCUUCAUUUAUACGUGUCCGUUCACAUUAUUCUUGAAGAGGACUUUGAGUUGCAAGAAAAAUGCUGCCUCUUCGAUUUGCAUAAGACUCGUCAGCGCUUGUUUAAAUUUAAGCAGACACAAUCCAUUGAAGAAAUGAUGAACCAAUUUGUCAAAUCUUUUUGCGUGCCCAAAGAACGUAUGCGCGUUUGGAUAAUGUACGCGGCCAAAGCACAAAAGUUCUUUUACUUUGACUUUCAACGGGAGAGACAUCGUACCGUCGGACAAAUUCCUAAUCCUCAGAAACCGUGGGUAAUAUUUCUGGAAUUGGCUCCCCCAGACAAACCUGGACGUGCACUGCCGUCUUUUGAUAGCAAAAAAGAAGUACUGAUUUUUUUCAAGUUCUAUGAUGCCCGUAACAAGCGAUUUAAUUACAUCAGCUAUUCACAGCAACCAUUAGCACGUCGUCUUAUCGAAAUUCUGCCUGAUGUAAACGCUGUUUUAGGCUUUGAUUUAAGCACCAAGCUUAGCGUAUUUGAUGAAGGCAACAAUAGCAAAUUUACUGACUUAAAUGAGACGAUAGAAAACAUUCUACUCGCCCACAAAAAUAAAACUGAAACCACUAUUCUUCAGGGCUUUGUAUUAGUAUUUGAAAAAGAGUAUAUUGAUUCAAUUCUUUCCAAUGAACCGCUAAAGACAGCGCGUGAAGAAGCGGGAAAUGAUCCCUCUCCUAAUCAGACUGUUGAAGAUCAUCCGACUCUCGCUGUAGUUGACUGCUCCGACUGUGAAGAGGAUUCAGUCCGUGUAAAUUGGUGGAAAGUGGAAUGUGCUCUCAAUAAAGCGUACUUCGACAUUCUCGCGAAAAAUCCCGGUGCCCCUCCAAAAUGCCGCACCGCUGGCUGGUAUCGAGGACGUCUACCGCUUACUGCAUGUGCUGACCAAAGAUCAGCAGAUCUUUUCAAGCAGGCCAUUGACUCUUUAGGAGAGGUAUGGCCCAACGCAAAGUUGGAAGCUGUACCCUUAAAGAAAUUAAUUAACACACUCCGUUCCCAUACGUUGAUUCCCGCUGAGCCGCAUGAACCUCAAAAGAUUCUUAAUCUUAUAAAAGUGUGUAAUCCGCAAUUACCUACUAUCAGUUGGGAAAUAGCUAAGGUCGGAAAAGUCAAAAAAGGAUCCAGGGAGGUGACCAUUCUUCUUAACAAAGAAUCAUUACCUCACCUUGAUGCAACCAAUAAAGAGAUUUUUUAUGGUUUCACUACGAUUUCCCUUGAUAUAUUUGAAAACAUCUAA
Glossina fuscipes is the source of this 2760-nucleotide messenger RNA. RefSeq names its product ubiquitin carboxyl-terminal hydrolase 7-like. NCBI's taxonomy places the organism in Eukaryota, Metazoa, Arthropoda, Insecta, Diptera, Glossinidae. The coding region runs from base 1 to 2760 and encodes 919 amino acids. The record is from RefSeq and is a predicted model, not a curated record. Gene Ontology annotation, molecular function: cysteine-type deubiquitinase activity; protein binding; cysteine-type endopeptidase activity. The transcript is spliced from 2 exons. Gene Ontology annotation, cellular component: cytosol; nucleus. Gene Ontology annotation, biological process: protein deubiquitination; regulation of protein stability.